AUGUUUGAAGAAAUUGAAGGUGAUUUUCGAGAUCGAAUUAAUCUUUUAAUUUAUAAUAUUUAUUUAAGAAAAUGGUCAAUGAGACAAGCUCAAAGUAAAACACAUUAUGGACGAAUAAAUUUUAAUGUUGAUUUUCAAGAUAUACUUAAUGAAGAUUGGCAAAUGAUACAAAAACGUGAUAUUGAUGUAUUUGUUUGUAGUUCAAAAGUACUUGUUAAAGAACUGCAAUGUUUAUGUAUUAAAAUAAAUGAUUAUCAUUCAUCAAUAAAUAGAGUUCAUCUUUAUUUAAAUAAAGAAAAUUUUCAAAUUUAA
Rotaria sp. Silwood2 is the source of this 312-nucleotide messenger RNA. NCBI's taxonomy places the organism in Eukaryota, Metazoa, Rotifera, Eurotatoria, Philodinida, Philodinidae. The record is from the annotation of a GenBank genome assembly.